AUGUCGACGUCGACGCAGGAGGCGGAGCAGGACUGGAUGGCCGGCGACGAGGCCGUGGCAUCGUCGCCGCGAGCGCGGUCGUCGUCGUCGCGGUACAAGGGCGUGGUGCCGCAGCCCAACGGGCGGUGGGGCGCGCAGAUCUACGAGCGCCACGCGCGCGUCUGGCUCGGCACGUUCGCGGACGAGGCGGCGGCCGCGCGCGCCUACGACGUGGCCGCGCUUCGCUUCCGCGGCCGUGGCGCCGCCGUCAACUCCCCCGGCCCCGCCGACGCUGCCGAGAUGGCGUUCCUCGCCGCGCGGCCCAAGGCCGAGGUCGUCGACAUGCUGCGGAAGCACACCUACGACGACGAGCUCCGGCAGGCGCUGCGCUCCGGCGGUGCCGGCGGCGGCGGCGGCGACCACGCCCUGGCCCUGGUCCCCCGGGUGCCGCUGUUCGAGAAGGCGGUCACGCCGAGCGACGUCGGCCGGCUCAAUCGGCUGGUGGUGCCCAAGCUGCACGCCGAGAAGCACUUCCCGCCGCUCGACGAGGGCGCCGACGCGGCGCCUCCCGUGCUGCUCGCCUUCGAGGACGUCGACGGCGGCGGGAAGGUGUGGCGGUUCCGGUACUCGUUCUGGAGCAGCAGCCAGAGCUACGUGCUCACCCGAGGCUGGAGCCGCUUCGUCAGGGAGAAGGGCAUCAUCGCCGGUGACACCGUCGCUUUCUCGCAGGCGGCCAGCGCCGACGGGGAGAUGGAUGUCAAGCGGCGGAUGUUCAUCGAGUGCAGGAAGCGGAAGAGGAAAGACGGCGGCGGCGACGAUUUCUGUCCGGGCGGCGGCGCGCGCGUCGUGAGGCUGUUCGGCGCCAACAUUGCCGCCUCCGCGAUUGGAGCUUCAUGCAUGUGUUGAACCACAUUGCAAACUGAGCUCACCAUGAUCGAUUAGUUGCU
This is a messenger RNA of Panicum virgatum (switchgrass), 926 nucleotides long. RefSeq names its product AP2/ERF and B3 domain-containing protein Os01g0141000-like. Gene Ontology annotation, molecular function: DNA-binding transcription factor activity; DNA binding. The transcript has a single exon. Bases 1 to 885 code for a protein of 294 amino acids. The record is from RefSeq and is a predicted model, not a curated record. Gene Ontology annotation, biological process: regulation of DNA-templated transcription. Lineage: Eukaryota; Viridiplantae; Streptophyta; Magnoliopsida; Poales; Poaceae.